CAACUUCGAUUAACAAAUUUUAAAACUAAUCAUAGCGCCAAUUUAAAAUUUAUUUUGGGAUUCCCGAUAUCAAAAAGUAUCGAAAGGGACCCCAACUUUUGGCAGCCCUGCGACUCCUUUUGACAGUUCUUUUCCUUCUGGUCUUCAAAGCGUGCAGACGUUCUUUCAAGCUUUUCGGGAAUUUCUCGACCUUUCUUUUUUCACUCGCACUUCCGAUUUCUUCAGCCAAAGGUUCUGAAACCCAAGCCAUCUUCUGGAAAUAGGAGAACUCGCUUGAAGGGUCAUGUCCAUUAAAGAAGAAGCAUCGACAAGUGGAAUCGCGAAUAGUACUGAUUUAGAAGCCGGAACAGAGGAGACCCUCGUGAAGAAGGCGGAGAGCGAAGCUGACUCAGAAUCUGUGAUUGGGAGCGACAGCGGGGCGCGGGCCGAGACAGCAGACAGCCACUUGAAGCGGCUGCAGAAUCUGCGCAAGGAAUUGGUCCACAUCAGCGAAACGGACUGGAUGUACGACAGUCUCGACAAGAAGCCUCAGCAGUAAGGUCAUCGGAAACCCAAACCCAAACGAAACGCAACAAAACCCCUGACGAAGCAAAAACCAGGCAGCACCAUGCUGGCCUUUGUGCGCGGGUUGUUCCUGGAUAUGGAUCGCCAGCGAGACAAGUCCCUGGAGUUGUUAGCGGAAGAAAACAACUUCCUGGACCAGGAGAUCAUUAAGGAGGACAUGAUGAAGCGCAUCGAGGAAGAAGUGGCGACUGGGCACCAGGAGGAUGGCAGCGCAGGCAUUGCGGAGGAUGACUUAGGGAGCGACUUGUCCAAACUGAGCCUAAAUGACAAGUCCUGCUCCUCGCGCAAGGGAGUGAUCACUCGCCUAUCCAUAGGCGGAGGUCUCAUCGAUCACAUCCUGGAGUUUUCUAUCAAGGCAGCCGAAAGCAUUUACCACGAGCUGCAUCUCGGCUCCAAGGUGGAGUAUCUGACCUACAGGAAGGUUCCGAAGGGGCCGGAGACCGUGAUCAAAAUAAUAAAGAUUGUCGAGCAGGUCUGGGACGAUGUCAACGACACCGAGAUCAAGGAGUCGGUGGCGAGCCUGAGGACCGAAAAGCCCACCUACUUCAACACCCAGAUGCGCAAUGUUCUGGGGCUGGUAACCAAGCGACUGGAGGAGACCAUCGAGGUGGAGACCGAGUACGGCGAGGAGGUGAUCGAGCUGGCCCAGGUGGAGUUGACCUUCGAGCCCCGGGGCGGCGACCGCGUCUGCCUGCAGUGCGACGUCCAGCUGGACGAUGGCUUUGUGGACAAGCAGGGCGAAAUCCUGCAGGUGAUCAGGGUGUUUCCGGCUCGCGUCGAGCCGUCGCAGAAGUGCAUUGUGGAGCGUGUGUACACCGACUUGGCAGUGCUUGGGAGCAACUACUAUGUGAUGAGGGAGGACAUUCCCGGCGCGGAGCUUCACCUGGGCGACAUAGUGAUGGCGGACCUCAUCGAGUGCCAAUAUGGCAAGUUCGUGAAGCGCGCCAUCAAGGUAGUCCUGCAGGAGAAGAACUUUGGCGUCCUGAAGGGUCAGAGGAUGUGCAGUUCGGAGACAGUGAACGAAGUCCAGCCGGUCACUAUUUCUGGCCCGGAUCGCCACAUCACCACUGAAAUGUGGCAGAAGCAGCGCUUCACCCUGAAGCUGAAGAACAACAUCAAUCGGAUGUUGCGUCUGACUAACAUCACUGUAUUCAACGGCCCGGACUCGCAGCUGACCGUGAUUGAGCCCAAGGAGGUGGUUGAUGUCGUCAACGGCGGCCAUAUUUCGGUUGUCCUGGAGGUGGAGUCCAAGUUUAUGGGCGAAGCCACCGAGAGGUUCACCUUCCACUUUGAGAGGUUCAAGGUGACCCGCUGCUUCACUGUAAUUGUGUGCGCGAGCGAAGAGGAGGCCACAAGGGCUAGCAGACGCCUGACAGCCGCCGACACCCUCGCUGCUCCAGGACGCACCGUGGGGCAGAGGUCUCGUUACUAUGCCAACCAGGUGUGGUCGAAGAAGGGGGAGGUGGUGCCGGGCGAGGGCAUUGCCACCAAGCGCCGAUUUGUGGCCAUCCGCUUGGGCUACUUUGAGGUGCCCGAGAAGCUGCGCUUGCUCUACCUCACCACCGAACGCCGCAUGGAAAUGUUGGAAUCCAUUGAGACAAACUAUCCGUACAUCAAGGAACCGCUCAACAUGGUCAACUACAUUCAGCGCUUCAGUCUGCUGCUGCACCUCGAGGAGAUCGUGUACUUCAUCAACUUCCGCAACUAUGAUCGAGAUCGCGCCCACUUCCAACGGGACACCGACUUCCUGUCCCUGCAGAUCGAGAACCUGGCCGAGCGCCGCCCCUCGCUGGUCGUGGGGGAUGUGGUGCGAGCCGUCAAUCCCUGGGGGGACAGCGAGUCGGGCGACAAGAAGACCUUCGAGGGCAUCAUCCACAAGGUGCUCUUCAACCGGGUCCUCCUCAAGUUCAACAACAGUUUCCACCAAAAGUACAACGGCGAGGACUACCGCCUCGAGUUCUUCUUCUCGCGCUUCGGCUUCCGCAAACAGCACUACGCCGUAUCGCGCAUUGUGACCCAGCUGGGGGAGGAGUUCCUCUUCCCGAAGAGGAUCCACAUGCGCACAAAUCCCCAGCUAGAGGUCAGAAUGGAGGGCGAAGAUAUGUACUUGUUCGACUCGCCCGUUCCGUGGUACAAUGCCUCGCUCAACUGCAUCCAGAAGCGUGCAGUUUUCAAUAUUCUGCGUGGCGAGGCCCUUCACGUGCCCUACGUGAUUUUCGGGCCACCUGGCACCGGGAAGACUGUGACCCUGGUGGAGACCAUCCUACAGCUGGUGAGGAAUGUGCCGGGCUCACGACUCCUGGUCGGAACUCCGUCAAACAGCUCGGCGGAUUUGCUCACCAAGAGGAUCAUUGAGAGCAACGCCUUGCGCCCGGGUGACUUUAUCCGCCUGGUGUCCCAGAACCAGAUUGAGAAGGACUUGAUCGCCCCAGAGCUGAUGAACUACUGCGCCACUGUGGACAUUGGAUCCAUAGGCACCUGCAACGAUAGCAUGAUGGUUACCGAGUCGGGCCUGAAGCUGCGCUGCCAAAUGAAGUUUAUGGGCAACCACAAGGUCACCAUCUCGACGUGCACCACCUUGGGCAACUUCCUGCAGAUGGGCUUCGAGCCGGCCCACUUUACGCACGUGCUCAUUGACGAGGCUGGUCAGUGCACCGAGCCGGAGACAAUGAUCCCCAAUGUGCUGCUCGUGAAGGGCCACGGCCAGACCAUCCUUGCCGGCGAUCCCCACCAGCUGCAGGCCAUCGUUAUCAAUCACUACGCGGCGCAGAUGGGGUUGUCCAAGUCCUACUUGGAAAGACUGCUCGAGAGCGAGCCCUACAGGAAGAAUUUGCAGCUCUAUCGGGAGACAUCCGGAUACAAUCCCCUCGUCUUGACCAAACUGCUCUACAACUACAGGGCCCUGCCCUCGAUCAUGAGCAUCUACAGCAAGCUCUUCUACGACAACGAACUGGUGGCGAUGGUCGACGAGAAGAACUCCCGCGAAGCCAAGCAGCUGGCAGGACUGUUGAAGGUCUUCGAACCCAACGUGGACAUGCCCAAGAGCCACGGCACCUACUUUUACGGGAUCACUGGGGAAAAUAUGCAGGAGAGCGACUCUCCCUCGUGGUACAAUCCCGCCGAGGCCAGGGAGCUCUUCCUGAUGACCAUUGCCUUGUACCGCUGCAACGUGACCACGGACCAGAUCGGCAUUAUGACGCCGUACGUGAAGCAGGUGAAGACCAUUCGGACCCUGUUCAUGGGCACAAAUGUGGCGAUGCCGAAAGUAGGAUCUGUGGAGGAGUUUCAGGGACAGGAGCGCGACAUAAUGCUGAUCUCGACCGUGCGUUCCACCGAGUCCAUUCUCCGGGCUGAUUACCGCCUCUGCCUGGGCUUCGUGCGCUGCAACAAGCGGAUGAACGUGGCCAUCUCCCGUGCCCGCACUCUAAUGAUUAUCUUUGGGAAUCCCCAUCUCUUGUCCGUGGACGACAACUGGCGCACCUUGAUCGUCUUCUGUGCCAACAACAACGCCUAUUUUGGAUGCGAAUUGCCACCGAAUAUCCACGACACCGACGAGGAAGAUGACGCCAUGAAGGACACCUUUGGAUGCGUGCCUUAACGUGUUUUUUUUUUUUAUUUUGACAACUUUUCCUUACUUUUUCGUAUAAUUCUAUGAAAGAAUUCUGGUUCCUUUUUAUUUUCCUUAAUUAUCUUACUUUUCAAUUGUCUUGAGUUGUUUUCUGUAGUUUUCAUUAUC
Messenger RNA from Drosophila bipectinata, 4300 nucleotides. NCBI's taxonomy places the organism in Eukaryota, Metazoa, Arthropoda, Insecta, Diptera, Drosophilidae. The record is from RefSeq and is a predicted model, not a curated record.